GCUCCAGGUCUGCGGGCCCGCACCCGCCGGCUCUCUCUGGCUUGGCCCGUUAGAGGCCGCUUUGGUCCAGGGAACGCGGGAGGAUUGUCUGGGGCCAUGAGGAAGCUCGGUGCUGGCUUCCUUCUCUCACUCCUGAAGGUGCUGCUCUUGCCUCCAGCUGCCCCAGGCGAGGAUUCAGUUCCGACCUCCACUCCCGGGAGCCCUCUCUCUCCCGCCGAAUACGAACACUUCUUCGCACUGCUGACCCCCACCUGGAAGGCAGAGACCACCUGCCGGCUGAGAGCUACCCACGGCUGCCGGAACCCCACCCUUGUCCAGCUGGACCAAUACGAGAACCACGGCUUGGUGCCCGACGGUGCUGUGUGCUCCGACCUCCCUUACGCCUCCUGGUUUGAGUCCUUCUGCCAGUUUACUCAGUACCGUUGCUCCAACCACGUCUACUAUGCCAAGAGGGUCCGAUGCUCCCAGCCAGUCUCAAUUCUCUCACCUAACACUGGCAAGGAGAUAGACUCUUCUACUGAAGCACAGCCCACCACAAUGACCUCCCCCAUGUCAUCCCUCAACACAGCCACAGAACGGCAGGCCUUCCAGCCCUGGCCCGAAUUGCUCAAGAACAACGUGGAGGAGCUGCUGCAAGCCUCCAUGUCCCUGGGAGGCCCAGAGCAAGCGUCAGAGCACAAGCAGGAUCAAGGGCAGGAGCAAGGACAAAAACAAAAACAGGAGGAAGAGCAGGAGCAGGAGGAACAGGAGGAGGAGGAAGAAGAGGAGGAGGAGGAGGAGGAGGAGGAAGAGGAGGAGCAGAAUGAGGAGGAGGAGGAGGGAGAGGAGGGGGAGGGGAAGCAGGCCCAAGGACUGGGGAUAGGGGAGAGACUGCAUGCCAUGUAUGGGCUGCAGACAGACUCAGAGCCCAAGCACCAGGCUGGUUUAUCUUCCAACCCUCUGUCCUUCACUGCCCGGGUGCGGGAAGUGAAGUCUACGCCUAUGAUGAUGGAGGAGCUCAUUCAAUCUGCCCAGGAAAUGGAUGAAAUGAGGGGUGUGUUUGAGGAAGACUCUGCUUGGAGAAGCCAAAACUCUGGCAGCCUCUUGCAGCUGCCCCACGUGGAGGCCUUACUGGUGAUGUGCUAUUCCAUUGUGGAGAACACCUGCAUCAUGACCCCCACAGCCAGGGCCUGGCGGCACUUGGAGGAUGAGAUCCUUGGUUUCGGGAAGACGGUCUGUGACAGCCUUGGGCGGCACCACCUCGAUAUCUGUCCCCUCUGUGCCUUCUGCUCCCUGAAGCUGGAGCAAUGCCACUCGGAGGCCAACCUGCAGCGGCAGCAAUGUGACGGUUCCCACAAAACACCCUUCAUGAGCCCCUUCCUCUCAUCCCAGAGCAUGUCCAUCGGCAUCCAGGUGGGGACUGUAAAAUCGGGCCGCUAUUACGGGAUGGAUUUUUAUGGCGGCCUUCGCCUGGAUUUCUGGUGUGCCCUGCUAGCCACGAAGGGCUGUGAAGAUACUCGAGUAGCUGGCUGGCUCCAGGCUGAGUUCCUUAGCUUCCAGGAUGGGGAUUUCCCCACCAAGAUUUGUGACACAGACUAUGUGCAGUACCCAAACUACUGUGCCUUCAAAAGCCAACAGUGUCUGAUGAGGAACCGGGAUCAGAAGGUGUCCCGCAUGAGAUGUCUGAAGAACGAGAGUUACAAUAUCUUGACCCCAGCCAAAAGCGAGGACCUUGUGCUUCGAUGGAGCCAGGAGUUUAGCACCUUGACUCUAGGCCAAGCCGGAUGAGCUGGGAUUCUUCCUGUCUCCACCCCAGCCCAGACUGUCCACACUCUCCAUUGCUUUCUUACUCCGUUUGUCAUCAGUUUGCGUCCAGGCUGCCCCUUUUGUGUCUCUUACCUGGUCCCUACUCACGUUUUUCCUUGGGUCAGGGCAGGAGUCCCUGAAAGUGAUGGGAACUCCACCCGCCUUAAAGGAUGUCUUUGCAUAAAGUGUUUAUUUUCAACGUA
This is a messenger RNA of Eptesicus fuscus (big brown bat), 1988 nucleotides long. It is a transcript of the gene ACRBP, whose product is annotated as acrosin binding protein. Gene Ontology annotation, molecular function: protein binding. Gene Ontology annotation, cellular component: acrosomal vesicle; nucleus. The transcript is spliced from 10 exons. The record is from RefSeq and is a predicted model, not a curated record. Lineage: Eukaryota; Metazoa; Chordata; Mammalia; Chiroptera; Vespertilionidae. Bases 97 to 1767 code for a protein of 556 amino acids.